This is a messenger RNA of Lolium rigidum, 2264 nucleotides long. Its product is annotated as ETHYLENE INSENSITIVE 3-like 3 protein. Gene Ontology annotation, cellular component: nucleus. Bases 111 to 1958 code for a protein of 615 amino acids. Gene Ontology annotation, molecular function: DNA binding; DNA-binding transcription factor activity. The transcript is spliced from 2 exons. NCBI's taxonomy places the organism in Eukaryota, Viridiplantae, Streptophyta, Magnoliopsida, Poales, Poaceae. The record is from RefSeq and is a predicted model, not a curated record.
CCGCUGCCGGGGCGACCAUUUCGACGAGGUUGUUGAGAUUCCUUGUCUGAUGGUACGAAUCAAAGAGCUGUUGCAAGUUCGCUAGGGUGGAGUAAUUGCGUUUACUGAGCAUGGACCCUGUAGCUAUGUUUGCAUCGGAGCUAGGCGUUGUUUCGGACUUUGAGGUCGAUGGCAUCCAGAACCUCACCGAGAAUGAUGUCAGUGAUGAGGAGAUUGACGCUGAGGACCUAGCUCGGCGAAUGUGGAAAGACAAGGUCCGGCUCAAGAGGAUCCAGGAGAGGCAGCAGAAGCUCGCUCUGCAGCAUGCGGAAGCAGAGCUGGAGAAGUCCAAGCCGAAGAAGAUGUCUGAUCUGGCCCUCCGCAAGAGGAUGGCAAGAGCGCAGGACGGGAUCCUCAAGUACAUGCUCAAGUUGAUGGAAGUGUGCAAUGCGCGGGGGUUUGUCUACGGGAUCAUUCCUGAGGAAGGUAAGCCUGUCAGUGGAGCAUCAGACAAUAUUAGAGCUUGGUGGAAGGAGCAGGUGAAGUUUGAUAAGAACGGGCCAGCAGCAAUUGCAAAAUAUGAAGCCGAGAACCCCACGUUGGUUAACGAUAAGAGCAUUGGAGCCAUGAACCAGCAUAGCUUGACGGAUCUCCAAGAUUCCACUCUGGGCUCAUUGCUUUCAGCGUUGAUGCAGUACUGCAGCCCUCAGCAGCGCAAGUACCCACUGGAUAAGGGCAUUCCACCCCCAUGGUGGCCGACAGGGAAUGAGGAGUGGUGGGCUGAUUUAGGCCUUCCGAAGGGUAAAACACCUCCAUACAAUAAACCACAUAACCUUAAGAAGGUUUGGAAGGUUGGUGUGCUGACGGGUGUGAUCAAACACAUGGCACCAAACUUUGAUAAGAUCAGAUAUCAUGUGCGGAAAUCAAAGUGCUUGCAGGACAAAAUGACUGCAAAAGAGACCUUGACUUGGCUGGGUGUUUUGCAAAAGGAGGAGAAUUAUUCCCGCAGUGUUGACUCUGCUUUAUCAGAGGUUACUCACCAUUGUGAUCUAGGGGACAAAGAUGACAACCUAUAUAGCAGCUGCGGUGAGUAUGAUGUCGUCUGCACUGAGGAGCCUCCUCAGUCUACAACAUCCAAAGACGACGUUGGAGCUCAUCAGCCAGCUGUGCAGAUCAGAGAAGAGAAUGUCUCAAGCAGAGGGAACAGAAAACGUCAUGAUAAACACUCUACUCAAACGCCUCCUAGUAAUAAGCAAACUAAUGAAUCACGCAAGCGAAAAAGACGUCCUGGACAGUCUCCUGUUUAUGAGGCUGAGGUUGAUGGGACACAAAGAAUCAAUAAUCCGUCAGAGGUUUUGAUCAAUGUGAUUCCUGACAUGAACACAAAUCAGAUGGAGGUGCAGUCUGUGGCGAACCAGCUGACAAGCUUCAAGCAUGUCAGCACAAGUGAAGCUUUGCAACAUCAAGGAGAUGCUCAAAGGAACUUCAUAUCUCCUACUGAUGUGGUUAAUAACUAUAACCAGGUUGCAAAUGAAACUACUUCAAGCAUUUAUAUGGGUGACCAGCCUUUAGCUUGUGAAAGCAGUGGUUACACAAAUUCAUGGUCUGGAAAUACUUUUCCACCAAAUGUUUAUCUUGGAUCUAUGGGUUUUAGUUCUUCUUCACUUGAUUACCAGACUUCAGCUGCAAAACAGUCACUCCCUGUAACUGUGGAUAGUCAUGUGCCUGGCAUGGGAACAGAAGCUUUGGUUGAGAACAGUUCUUUUAGUCAUCAUAUGGCAGGUAGUGGGAAUUCAACUUCUGUUGCCGGUGACACAAAUCAGAUGAUGAGUGAUGAUUUUUAUAUUAACCCUGAUGAUAAGUACAUAGGCAGUUCUUUUGACGGACUGCCUUUGGACUUCAUUGGUAUUAAUAGUCCAAUCCCUGACCUCGAUGAAUUGCUGGAUGACGAUGAUUUAAUGCAAUACCUGGGAACAUAAUAUAGGUAAUCCCUGAUCUUAUCUAGCUAUUUUUCUCACUUAGAUCUACCUUUUGUUUAAUAUAAUAUGCUAUAUUGCUAUUACAAUUUAUGUAAUAAUGCCUGUGCCAUCUCUCUUCAUGAGCAAUUAUAUGUAGCUAGAUUCUAAAAUUUUCUAUAUCCAUACUUGUGAGAUGUGGGGUUGGUUUAAGAUCAAAUUAGCUAAUCUCUAUGAAUAUGAUGUCCGGAAAAGAAAGAUUGUGUUUCCUCUGGUGAAUUCACAAGUAUUUGAGCUGAGUUGCUGAGUGUUACUCCUGCCACACAAUGA